Messenger RNA from Morus notabilis, 1475 nucleotides. RefSeq names its product SAL1 phosphatase. Lineage: Eukaryota; Viridiplantae; Streptophyta; Magnoliopsida; Rosales; Moraceae. The coding region runs from base 94 to 1305 and encodes 403 amino acids. Gene Ontology annotation, biological process: sulfate assimilation; phosphatidylinositol phosphate biosynthetic process. Gene Ontology annotation, molecular function: 3'(2'),5'-bisphosphate nucleotidase activity. The record is from RefSeq and is a predicted model, not a curated record. The transcript has 8 exons.
CUUGUAUCACUAAACCCACCAUCACCGAACAAUUGUGACAUUUGAGGUUCAACCUUUAGUUUAGACCAUUAGAGAAACAGCGUGUAACUAGAAAUGGCUAUAAAUUGCUUGAGAGGAGUGCCCAAAUUCCCAUUUCCUACAAAACCCAAAAGAAGCACAACAAACACCCACUUCUUCUUUUUCUCCUCCUCUUCAAGAAAAAUUUCUCUACUUGUAUCAACAUCACCCACUUGUUCAUUUUCCCCAAUGUCGUACGACAAAGACCUUGCUGCUGCCAAGAAAGCUGCCUCUCUCGCUGCUAAUCUCUGCCAGAAGGUGCAAAAGGCGCUGUUGCAAUCGGAUGUUCAUUCAAAAUCAGAUAAAAGUCCUGUUACCGUGGCUGAUUACGGUUCACAGGCCAUUGUCAGUUAUGUCUUGGAGAAGGAGCUUCCUACCGAGUCGUUUUUGCUAGUUGCUGAGGAGGAUUCAGGAGAUCUUCGCAAGGAAAAUGGCCAGGAAACGGUACAACGCAUUACGGAGCUUGUAAAUGAUACUCUUGUUGUCGAGGAAUGUUAUACCGCUGCUGCAUUGAGCACGGAAGAUGUGCUUAGGGCCAUUGACAGUGGCAAAUCUGAAGGCGGUUCUUCUGGCCGACACUGGGUUUUAGAUCCCAUAGAUGGUACCAAAGGGUUUCUUAGAGGAGACCAAUAUGCCAUAGCACUAGCUUUGCUGGAUGAAGGGAAAGUAGUAUUGGGAGUCCUGGCUUGUCCAAAUCUUCCUCUGACAUCCUUUGGUGCUAACAAGCAGCAUUCUUCAGAAUCAUCAAAUGAUAAAAUCGGUUGUCUUUUCUUUGCUAAAGUUGGUGAAGGAACAUAUAUGCAGUCGCUUGAUGGUUCUUCACCAAUAAAGGUGCACAUUAGCGCUAUUGAAAACCCUGAAGAAGCAUCGUUCUUCGAGUCUUUUGAAGCAGCACACUCCUUGCAUGACUUGUCUAGUGCCAUUGCUAAGAAGCUCGGUGUCAAAGCACCACCGGUUAGGAUUGACAGCCAGGCAAAAUAUGGGGCGCUUUCCAGAGGAGACGGAGCCAUAUACCUCCGUUUCCCUCACAAAGGAUACCGUGAGAAGAUAUGGGAUCAUGCUGCAGGAUCUAUUGUCGUGACCGAAGCCGGUGGUGUGGUCACGGAUGCUGCAGGGAACCCAUUGGAUUUUUCGAAAGGGAAGUAUCUUGAUCUUGACACGGGCAUUAUUGUUACUAACCAGAAAUUAAUGCCAUCACUAUUGAAGGCUGUAAGAGAAUCAAUUCAAGAGAAAGUUUCAUCCUUGUGAUUCUUUUCAGAACCUUGUGAUUCUAAAGCACUCAGUUUCAAACUCCCGGGUGACAACGAAAUGUGCAUUUUUUUCUUGGCCCGUUUUGGAACCAUCGGAGAACUGAGGGGAAAUAGGUGGGCGUUGUUUGAAUGUAAGCCUAGUGCUGUCCAAACUCAUAAAAUUUGAAU